CAGGACUCGAACCCGGGACUUCUGAUUAGACGGACAUGUGCGUUCUAGUGCGUCCUCUUUUCAGUUUUCGAGAGAUUCUCGCGUGAUUUUGUGUUACUUCUCUUUACUGUCCGAUAGAAACUCAUCGCGAACGGGCGAAAGCUUCUAAGACUGAAAAUAUUGUGGCCGAGAGAGAACCGCCUGUCAAUCCGACGCAGCAACCAUUUGAUUUGGAAAUUGUAAAUCAAUUCUCACAUUCCAAUGGCUGGCAAAACCAAAGCAGUUUGUGUGUUGAAUGGAGAGAAAGUCAAAGGAACUAUUUUCUUCACCCAAGAUGAAUCCAGUGGUCCUGUCUCUGUCACUGGAGAAGUUCAAGGAUUAGCUCCAGGGCAACACGGAUUUCAUGUCCAUGAAUUUGGGGACAACACUAAUGGAUGCACAAGUGCCGGUCCUCACUUCAAUCCUGGGAAAAAAGACCAUGGAGGUCCUGACGAUGAAGUUCGGCACGCUGGAGACUUGGGAAAUGUGAUUGCUGACUCUGAUGGUGUGGCUAAAGUCAAUAUUACCGACAAACAGAUUUCACUGAAUGGCCCUCUGAAUAUCAUCGGUCGUACUUUAGUGGUCCAUGAAGAUCCUGAUGAUCUUGGCAAAGGUGGCCAUGAAUUGAGCAAAACAACUGGAAAUGCCGGAGCAAGACUUUCCUGCGGUGUGAUUGGAAUCACCAAGUAUUGAGAAUCAAAGAAGUCUAUGAAGCAAUUAAAGUUUCAUCCUGUCAUUCCGAAAUUGUGACCGCUCUCCUAUGGCCACACUCGCUUCUUAGAAUUCUUCUCGCUUGAACUGACCCAAUCCUUUUCAGUUGAGAUUUUUGUGCACAAUUUUAGAGGUUGAUUUAGCCUAAGAAUUGUGUCUUUUCAGUUAAGUAUUCUAUGUUAUUAUGCCUGUACCUUUGUACCUUAUCUUACUUAUACAAAUGAUUAAUCACGUUCCAUGUUAGGUAUUUUUGUUGUUAAUAAAUUGAACGAUUAAUGUUUAAAA
Molecule: messenger RNA, 1014 nt
Organism: Bemisia tabaci
Lineage: Eukaryota; Metazoa; Arthropoda; Insecta; Hemiptera; Aleyrodidae
Product: superoxide dismutase [Cu-Zn]
Biological process (GO): superoxide metabolic process
Molecular function (GO): copper ion binding
Source: RefSeq, a predicted model, not a curated record